UGUUACCUGGAAGCAGAGGCUGAUCCCACAACUUCCUUCUGGGGAGUUGUGGAGUGAUGAUGUCUCCCCUGAGAUCCCUCCUCCAAACUGAACCAUCCCAGAUCCCUCAGCACCUCCUCGCAGCACUGAGCUCCAAGCCCUGCACAGCCCCGUUGCCCUUUGCUGGACAUGCUCCAUAUCUCAAAGGUGGGGAUUUUCCACCUCAAUAAGUGAACCACCUGAAUUGUGACCUGCACGGUUGUUGUUGGUUAUGCCACUGUGUUAGAAAUUCAGCUUAAAUCUGUAAAAUCAGUGGUUAAUAAACAUCCAUUCUACAAACGUAACACUGGAAAAAGCUUGGCUGUGCCCUUAUUUUGAGGCAAUGUGCUCCUGCCUACAUGAAGGCUAUCUUUCUAUUUUUUUCCUGUUCUUUUAAGUCUUUAUCACUUGCAUUUGGGCUACUGCCCACUUCCCAGGCUUUGUUGUGCCAUCCUCUGUCACCACUGGCAGAGGGCAGUGAACACGGCUGCUUUGUAUGGCUGCAGGCUCUGAAAUCACUGGAUCCAUUGCUGUCCAGGGAGUCAUUUGGGAGUUUAUUAUAGUUCUUACAGUUGAGGCUCCUGGGCUGCUCCUGCUGGAGUGCCUUAUUGCUUGAAUUACAGCGGAGCAGGGAGGAGUUUUGCUGGCACAGGCAGGAAAUGGUUAAGAGCCCUUCGUAUCACCUGGGAAAGCGAUUCUUUGAUUUUUCAGAGGGCGCUAACAUGCUGCACUCCGUGGGAAACAAAGGGAAGGAGAUCAGCUACAACAGUUGGUCCUGGAUUUUAUUUUCAGCGGCAGCGUGCGAGAGCUGGAUAUUGAUUUCUGAGAAAUAAGAGAUUCUGGGUUAAAUAUUCUUUUCUUCGCUCAAAAAAUGAUCUGUGAAGUGGAUCUGAUUCCAACUGGUGCCUUGAGAUAACUUCUUUCUGACUGAGAGGUGUGGCUGUCCUUGUAAACUGAAAAAAAUAUGUCUAUCCGAGGCCUGAAGAAGAAACAACCAAAGACUUUUAAAGUCAAGAUUAUAACGGUGGACGCUGAGAUGGAGUUCAGCUGUGAGAUGAAGUGGAAGGGGAAGGAUUUGUUUGACCUGGUGUGCCGAGCGCUUGGCUUAAGGGAGACUUGGUUCUUCGGCUUGCAGUACACAAUGAAGGGAAUGUGCACCUGGUUAAAGAUGGACAAAAAGGUUUUAGAUCAAGAAAUUCCUAAAGAAGACCCCAUUAGCUUUCAUUUUUUGGCUAAAUUCUACCCAGAGAAGGUAGAAGAGGAGCUGUUACAGGAAAUUACCCAGCAUUUGUUCUUUCUUCAGGUUAAGAAACAGAUACUGGAUGAGGAAAUCUAUUGUUCUCCAGAGGCAACAGUUUUACUGGCUUCUUAUGCUGUUCAAGCCAAGUAUGGUGACUACGACCCAAACUUUCACGAGCCAGGCUUUCUUGCCCAUGAUGAACUUCUACCCAAAAGGGUCCUCAGGCAGUAUCAGCUGACAGCAGAGAUGUGGGAAGAAAAGAUUACUGCUUGGUAUGCUGAGCAUAGGGGUAUUGCCAGGGAUGAAGCUGAGAUGAACUACCUGAAAAUUGCCCAAGACUUGGAAAUGUAUGGUGUCAAUUAUUUUCCCAUUGCUCAAAAUAAAAACCAUACCGAUCUCCUGCUCGGAGUUGAUGCCAAAGGGAUUCAUAUCUACAGCAUUAAUAACAGGUUCUCUCCAAAUAAAUCGUUUGAGUGGAGUGCUAUCAGAAACAUUUCCUAUAGUGAGAAGGAGUUAACCAUUAAACCUCUUGACAAAAAAGCAGAAGUCUUCAAGUUCUUUUCCUCUCAGCUCAAGGUAAACAAAUUGAUUCUGCAGUUGUGCAUUGGAAACCACGACCUAUUUAUGAGGAGAAGAAAAGUGGAUUCAAUAGAAAUUCAGCAAAUGAAAGCACAAGCCAGGGAAGAAAAGGCCAGAAAAAAGAUGGAGAAUCAAAGGCUGGCCAGAGAGAAGCAGCUCCGAGAAGAAGCUGAGCGAGCCAAAGAAGAGCUGGAAAGGCGACUUUUCCAGCUGGAAGACGAAGCCAGGCAAGCCAAUGAGGCCCUGCUUCGAUCCCAGGAAGCUGCAGAGCUGCUGGCUGAGAAAGCUCAGAUUGCAGAAGAAGAGGCGAAACUGCUGGCCCAGAAUGCUGCAGAAGCAGAGCAAGAGCGACAGAGGUUGGAGAUAACAGCUCUGAAAACCAAGGAGGAGAAACGGCUGAUGGAGCAAAAGAUGCGGGAGGCAGAAUUGAUAGCAGUGAAGCUGGUGAAGGAAUCUGACCGGAGAGCCAAGGAAGCGGAGCAUCUGAAACAAGAUCUACAUGAAGCCAGAGAAGCUGAACGGAAAGCAAAGCAAAAACUCUUUGACAUAACCAGGCUCAAUUAUCCUCACAUGGUCAAGUACCCACACUACUUUGCAACUGACACCAGAGAUGCCAACUUUGACAAAGGGUCCAUCAAGCUGGAUUUGAAGGACAUUGACCUCAAGAGACUGUCCUUCGAGAUAGAGCGAGAGAGGCUAGAUUACUUAGAAAAGAGCAAAAAAUUUGAAGAUCGACUGAAAGAACUGAAGUCUGAAAUUCAUGCUUUGAAACUAGAAGAAAAACAGUCUGGGUUUUACUCUCACUGGAAUGAAGUAUUGGGAUCCUUGGAUCGCUCCUUAGGAAAUAUCCCAUCGUGGAUGAAAACCUUUGAAACUGGCGAUGCAUCAGAUGUAAAUCUUCAUAGGCCUUUCCCUGCUUACUCAUUAAAUCCUACAAGCAGCUGGCCUUGUACCAACAAAAUCCAACACACAGUGCCAGUGCAGAAGUCAUCUCUUCAAACCAAUUCCUUGAUUGCCAACAGUGUGGGCACAGGAACCAGAAAACAGAUUGUAAAGGUUCAGCAGCAUGACUCAGAUGUGAUCUACAUUUGAAGAGCCUCGUUUCCUUACCAGACUGGUGGAACCUGAUGGCAUCUGUUUGGCUGCCACAAAAUGCACCCACAUGAGAACGCUGGUGCAGCUCUGUCUCCUGACAGCCAUCAGCACAGAGAUGUGGUUCAAUAGGUAGCAGUGCCAUUUGGCUUCCAAGCAGGUUGCAUGAGCUGGGAGCACUAAAACUGCCAGUGUAAAAUGGCUCAUGGCUUUGGGUACAGUGGUAACCAUACACCCAAAGGAGCACUGUUUACUUUUUAAUGCACUUUUGAAAAAACACUUUAUACUUCUAAGCCUUCCUCCCCUAGGUAAUUCUACACACUGACUUACCAAGAUGGUUCAUUUUGUGUAGAAGGGAUGCUAGGUGUUUGGGAGACGUUUGGGAUGAGAAGGAAAAUUGUCCAUCAGCUUGGUGUUCACCUACACAAUAGAUUAAUUCUGGUUUGGGUCCUGUCCAUGGGACGUGACUCUUACAGAACUGCUCAACCUUGUAGUGUUUGCCUGCCAAAUAUUUUCCUUUUCCUCCUCAAAUGUUUCUCUGUUCACUUAAUUGAUUUUCAUUUCUCUGUGAGAAAUCUCAGUGUGUAAUUCCAGAUGUAGAAUUGGACAUCUUCAAAUCCUCUAGUUCCUGGGGGAAUCCCAUUGUUUGGAAUGCAAAGCUUCUGUUCUCUCUACGUUUCCAACUAGAUCGAGCACUUUCUGUUGCUUGCCGCUUCAGCAAACUUAGCAUACAUUAACUUGUUUCCCAGCUCUGUGUGACACAGCUUCAAAAUGAGACAAAGACAAAAGAUGUUAGUGAUGUCUGCUAAAGUUGGACUUGCUUCUGAUGGAGAGGUGCAUGCAGCAAGAUGUCUGCCUUAUUAGGAAAACCUGCUCAUAUUUUCUCAUUCUGUGUGUGUGUCUGUUUCACCAAUAAAUCUUCAGUCUGAGGACUUUGGGGAAGCAGGCGAUACGCAGCUGUAGCUAACAUAGUAGCACAGUUGAGCAUGUGAGACAUGGUGUAAAAAAUAGAUGCUAAUGGUAAAUAUCUAGUUCCAAAAGCUAAGACUAAAGAAAAUACAUGAAAUAAAAAGCUUCAAUUUUCACUUGCUUGUAACAGCUUUGAACUGAGUGGUGUGUCAAUAUUGCAACAGCAUUAACAAGGCAACUUGCAAGAACAAACAUGCAAAUCCCCUCUGUAUACAUCUACAACAAGCUGAGCACAGUGGGGGAUAGCAUCCGUAGCCAGCUCUCUGCUCAGACUUCUAACAGUCAUGACAGUUACAUGGCAGAAUACACGUAACUGCUAUCUGCAACCCUGUCCUGCUGUCUUUUCUCCUAGCCUUAAGAGUGGCUGCUGCUGCU
Messenger RNA from Tympanuchus pallidicinctus (lesser prairie-chicken), 4273 nucleotides. RefSeq names its product merlin-like. Gene Ontology annotation, cellular component: cytoskeleton; apical part of cell; plasma membrane. Bases 983 to 2929 code for a protein of 648 amino acids. The transcript has 18 exons. The record is from RefSeq and is a predicted model, not a curated record. NCBI's taxonomy places the organism in Eukaryota, Metazoa, Chordata, Aves, Galliformes, Phasianidae. Gene Ontology annotation, biological process: positive regulation of protein localization to early endosome; regulation of cell shape; regulation of organelle assembly. Gene Ontology annotation, molecular function: actin binding; cell adhesion molecule binding.